Messenger RNA from Maniola jurtina (meadow brown), 2125 nucleotides. RefSeq lists its product as uncharacterized. Bases 26 to 970 code for a protein of 314 amino acids. The record is from RefSeq and is a predicted model, not a curated record. The transcript has 2 exons. Lineage: Eukaryota; Metazoa; Arthropoda; Insecta; Lepidoptera; Nymphalidae.
UGGCAGCGUGCACCUCGCUUUCAAAAUGAGGACGCUGGCGAUCACGUUAUGGUUGGCGCUUGCCGUAGUGGCUUCAAUAGCCAUUCCACUUAAAGAUAAUGAAGAAAAUGUUGAAGUUUCAAGAGAUAAGCGAUCACCCACUGACUGGCACUCGCCUCCAGAAGGAGUUUGGGAGAAAAAACUAGUCUGGAAGGAAGAGUACAAAAAAAUUUGGGUCAGUAAAAAGCAUCUAAUUUGGAAGCAGGAGUGGAAAAAAGAAAAAGUUGCGAAAUGGGUAACAGAGAAAGUUAAAAAGUGGGAAGAGAAGCAAGUACCAGCAUGGAAAAUCAUCAAAAAGCCUAUUUGGAAGGAAAUUAAAGUACCUAUUUGGAGAGAUAUCAAGGUUCCCGAUGUUAAAAAAGUAUACAAGCCAGUUUGGAAGGUCAUUCAAGUACCAGUAACGAAAACUAUACAUGUUCCCGUAUGGAAUAAAAAAUUCGUCCCCGAAUGGGUAAAGGAGGGUGUGCCAGGAGAAAAAUACCUAGGCAAGGACGAGCAUGGGUGGGAGUAUACGAGUCACGAUCUAUGGAGGAAAAAAUUGAUCUGGAAACCUGUGUGGACGAAAUCGUUCAAAACAGAGCAUAAACAGGAAUGGGUAGAUGAGAAAAAGUUAGAAUGGAAAGAAGAAUGGAAAAAAAUAUGGCGAUGGGAAAAGAAACAAGAAUGGGCCAUACAAAAAAAAGAGGAAUGGGUUGAAGAGAAAGUGCAAAUAUGGAAAACUGUUAAAACGGAAGUGUGGGUGCCAGUGCAAAAGAAAAUUUGGGUUGAAAAAUGGCAUCAAAUAAACGUCCCCGUAUGGAAAACUAUGCAAGUCCCAGCCUGGAAAAAAGUAUACAAGCCAGUAUGGGUUUCUGUUCAUCAUGAACACCAUGAUCACCAUGAACACCACGAACAUCACGAAGAUCACGAACACCAUGGAUGGGAUAAGUAGUUUACACUCGGGCUAUGUUAUUUGUACAUAUAGAGAUAAUUACAGUAUAGUCGUUUGUUACUUAAUUGUUACCGGUGAGACCCAAGAUAUUGAUGUUGAGUUUUUGUAAAUAAUGUUAUGGACUGCUUUAUCUACUAAUAAUACUGGUAAGUAUUUGCCAAGCAAACACUUUAGGCGUACGCCAACGCGAAUGCUCUCUUUUACGGCGAUUGCGAGAAAUUCCGAUUUUAGCUUGCAAAUGUUAAUUUGGCUUUUGCGUGCGCCUUAGGCGGUUUAUUUUUAAUGUUGUAUUUAAAAAAAAAAUGUUUUACACCAUUAAAAGUUAACUGUGGCAUAAAAUGUUACUUACCGAUUAUUAUUUAAAUUAAUAGUUAAGGAUAAAAUUUGAAAAUGUCGUUCAGUCAUAAUUCAUUUGAUUUUUACAAAUGAUUUAUGAUUGCACCAUAUUCAGUCGUUAAGAAGACGUUGGGAUAAGUUAUUUCCCAUUUUUGUCCCACUGGAAUGUUACCAGUAAUUUUAUUACAUUUAUACCACAAGUGAAUGAUCAUUCAAAAGAAAUUUUACCGUGGACGAUACGCGAUAAGAUCUUGCACGCCUCGGAUAAAUAUGGUCAGAAAUAAAACAAUGAUUAAAGUAAAUAUGAGAUAUAUUAUCAAGAAUUUAGAUGUUAAAUUGAAAUUUAACUAUUCUGGCUAACAUCAUUAGAAGCUUGAAAAUAUAUCUGAAUGAUGAUUGAUGAACGAAUUGUUCAUUUGAUCUAAUAAAUCUUCCAGAUUUGAAAGUAAAGGGUUUCUAUUUUGCAGUGUUGCUAUAAAAUUUCAUUUUACUGUAAAAUAGAAAUAAAUGAAUAUAAAUAGAGUUUUACUGCUUUAGAAAAUAUUUUUAAUAGAAGAGGAGUGAACAGUGGACUAACAGUUUCUAAUGAAAUUGAAGAAACUAAGUAUAGACUUUUAUUGACAUGGUUGGAGGGUACUUAAAUAACUUCUCAUUGCCACAGUUGUUUUGAACCAAAAAUAAUUAUUUAUGUUUUUAUUCGCUGUUAGUUCAUAUCUCCGUUAACGUGAUUCAUUGGUACCAUUAUGAUAUAAAGUACAAUGUUGUUUUUAUGUUUUCUUAAAUAUAUACAGGUUAGAGAAAAUAAAGGAGAUGAGUACA